AUGCCGGACUUCAACGCACACGCCCUUGACCCGUCCUGGGCCGAGCCGCCAGCGGAGAAGGUGCAGGAGUUCUUCGACAUCUUGCCGAAGGCUUAUGUCCACGACGAGCCGCUGCUCGUCCAGGACACCACCAAGGAGGAGCAGGACUACAUCGCCGUCAGGGCGACGGAGGUGGCGCUUGCCAGGGAGGCUGGCAGCGCCGACCACGAGGAGGACGAGGCCGAGGCUGUUGUGGAGGAGAAAGAGCUUGCCGGAUGGGCAGAGUCAGCUGGGGAGGCCAGCAGCGCUGGCAUCGGGGCCCCUCUCACCGAAGAUGUGGUCGACGAGUCGACCGAGAAAGAGGUUGAGGCCGACGACCCUCCGGCCAUGGGAAAAAGGCGCGUUCUAUGGCGGUCCAGCUCUGGAGAGCCGGUCCGGCCCGGCAAGACUGCGCGGCGGCAAGGGACCCAGGAGGAGUCCGUGCGCCUGACGAGGGCUGCGGCAGCGAAGAAUGUGGUGAAGGCCGCGGUGGCGAAGAAGAAAGCUACCGCGUCUUCCUCGUCCAGGCGUUGCCAGACUCCAUCCCCUUCCCCUCUGCCCGCAGACAUUGACACGGAGGUCGUCUUCGAUCUUAGGGACAGGGAGACGUCGGCCCAGAGGGUGGCAAAGAGGGCCAAGGCCUCGAUGGGCGACAAGCCCCCGGCGGGCACUCCGAACACGCCGAUGUUGGUGGACAGCAGCCCGGAAACCAGCCCCUGGCGUAGCCCUCACUUCAGCCCCCAGCAUCCUUCCUCGGCGGACCGGGAGGACAUCGACACCAUCAUCGAGGAGGUCUCCAGGGACGCCAAGGCCGAGGCCAACAAGAUCGCCGCCAAGGAUGCCGCCAAGACCGCUGCUGAGGAUGCCGCCAAGGGGCCCGCCCUGGAGGCCAGCAAGGCCGCUGCCGAGGAGGCCGGCAAGGGGCCUGCUCAAGAGGCCAACAAGGCCGCUGCCGAGGAGGGGAUGGUUGACGACCAACCUUCUUCCUCUGCUGCCUCCGGCUCGGGCAAGUACCUCAAGGUGGGCGACGACCUGUUCGUCCACCUCCCAGGGACGGCGAGAACCAGGGCACCCACCAAGGGGGAGGUGUUCGAUGAUGAGGUGAAGGAGCUGGAGGUGGAGUGGGAUGGGCUGAAGGAACAGGCCCUGAACCUGGCGAAGGAGAAGGACACGCUCAACGGUGCUCUAGUGGAGACAUCUGCGUCCGUCUCUGGCCUCCUCUGCAGCUCCGUUCGGCUGGGCGACCACUGUUUCCACUCGCUGCCGGCGCGCAGUCCGCCAGCCGCCCCCGAGCGCUACCCCGGCCCUGGCUUCCUUCUACUCCGCGCGAGCGCCGCCGACAGGCCACGACCGAGCCCUCCGCCUCAUGCUCGCGUGCUCCGCAGCUCCGCCACCGACUCUCCUGCCGCACCUAUGACCGGCUGCGUGGCGCGCCUCGCGCGCCGUCUCGUCCUCCCCUUCAGCAGCGGUCGCGCCGCUCGGCGCCGUCUCCGCCGUCUGCGUCGAGUCCGGCUCCGCCCCGCAGCCGUCACGCCGCCUCCCUCCCCGCGGGACCGCCAGCCAGCUCCGCGCCUCCGCGGCCGACUCCCCUGCGUGCCGGGCCGCCGCGGCCCCUCCGCCCUGCCCCAUGGCCGGCUCCCGCGCUGGCCGGCUCCGCCUGCCACCCGACUGCGCCUCCCCCGGCCGGCUCCCGUGCUGGCCGGCUCCGCCUGCCACCCUGCCUCCCCAGAGUCGCCGCGCCUGCGACUCGCUAGCCGGCCCCGUUUGCUCCGCCUGUGGGCGCGUCCGGCUCGUGGCGUGCACCGGAUAGACGUCCGCUUCAUCCGCCUCCACUCCCGCCAGCUCCGCCUCGGCCGGGGCCGGGAAGCGCCCGCCAGCUCCAGCCCCGCCCGUGGCCGGGUCGCGCCUGCCGGCUCUGCCCCCGCUCGUGGCCGGCUCCGGCUCGCGCCUCCAGCUUCGCCGCCACGCCUCGCCAGGCUCCGGCCCCUGCCGGGUCGCCUCCGCCCGAGGCCAUGUGCUUCGCCCCCGUCGGGUCGCGCCCGUCGCUCAACCAUCGUCCCCGACCAGCUGUUCCGGCCUCGUCUUCAACCCAGCCCGCCGCCUCCGCUCCCGCGCCGCGUCCCGGCCGCCGCCUUCUGCCGCGACUCGCCCGCCGGCUGCUGCCGCGCCCCGGCCUCCUGCGAUGGCCAGCUCCACCCGGCGACCCGGCCUGCCGGCUCCGCCCGCACCGGCUUCACCGGCGACCCGGCCUGCCGGCUUCGAGGCGGCCGGCUGCUCAGUCCGCUCGCGCUCCGGAUGAGGGACAGGGUGGUGCUCCUGAUCGUCAGUGGUGCGACGGCAACGACGGGCGGGUGGGAGCUCGGGCGGGAGGCAGUGAUCUACCCGGGGCAGAUAGCUCGACUUGGGCUUGAGAUUCUGACCGCUUGCACCAUCCUGAGGAUGUACCACUCAGCGACGAGGCAUGUGCUCGUGGGCGGGAGCAACCUGCUCAAUGGAUACCGGUUUGCGAACGUGAUGUACUCGACGUAG
Messenger RNA from Aegilops tauschii subsp. strangulata, 2547 nucleotides. NCBI's taxonomy places the organism in Eukaryota, Viridiplantae, Streptophyta, Magnoliopsida, Poales, Poaceae. The record is from RefSeq and is a predicted model, not a curated record.